CGACAGCGUAGCAAGCUUCUUGAAGAACAAAGCCACGCGACUGCGGCUCCCAUCUUAGGAGGACUCGAUUCACUGCUCCUGCCGUGCUACAAUCUUUUUCGGGGCAAAACAAUCAUUCUCUCUAGGCGCACCGCAGCUUUAUUGUUGUCGAGCAUCGUCAGACCUCCUGCACAACAGCGCUACGAAUUCGCGCCAUCAUGAAUGUCCUCAAGCUUCAGAGGAAGUUCCCUCAAUUCCAGCAAAAUGACAUCUUCUCCUUAGCCGACGCCUUCCGCAAGCUGGAUGUUGACGACAAAGGGUACAUUGACGAGGCUACUGCCAUCAAGGCCACUCAAGCGAGCGAGCGUCAACCAUACGAUGUCGUUCGUCAGGCCUUGAAGGAGGUAGAGCUUGAUUCCUCGAGGCGGGUCGAGCUGGAAGACUAUGUCGGGCUCAUCGCCAAGCUCCGCGACUCUUCUGGACCGCAGCGGACUGCCGCUGCCGCUGCCUCUACCCCUGCCGCCGUCAUCUCCCAACGGACGGGGCCGGGCCACGCCUCCAAACCGAGCCUCGGUGGCAGCGGCAAGAUUUUCGUGCAAGGCUCGAAUGCUAACAUCACUCACACGAUCAAUGAAGAUGAGCGCACCGAGUUUACCCGCCACAUCAACGCCGUCCUCGCUGGCGACGCCGACAUUGGCCAACGGCUACCGUUCCCGACAGACACUUUCGAGAUGUUCGACGAGUGCAAGGAUGGUCUUGUCCUGGCCAAGCUUAUCAAUGACAGCGUUCCUGAUACGAUCGACGAACGUGUACUGAACGUGCCCGGGAAGAAGUCGAAGACGCUCAAUGCCUUCCAGAUGACGGAGAACAACAACAUCGUGAUUGAAUCCGCGAAGGGUAUUGGCUGUUCCGUGGUGAACAUUGGCAGCGGGGAUAUCAUCGAGGUCCGAGAGCAUCUUAUUCUUGGCUUGAUCUGGCAGAUCAUCCGCCGCGGUCUCCUGGGCAAGAUCGAUAUCAAGCUCCAUCCCGAGCUUUACCGACUACUUGAGGAGGAUGAGACACUGGAGCAAUUCCUCCGCCUCCCGCCAGAGCAGAUCCUGCUGCGUUGGUUCAACUAUCACCUCAAGGCUGCCAAUUGGUCCAGGAGGGUACAGAACUUCUCCAGCGAUGUGAAGGAUGCCGAGAACUACACGGUACUGCUGGCACAGAUCGGUUCGGAGUACGGCUGUACACGCGCUCCUCUUCAGACCCGCGAUCUGCAUCAGCGCGCGGAGGAAGUGCUCCAGAACGCCGACAAGAUGGGAUGCCGGAAGUUCUUGACUCCUUCCUCGCUCGUCGCCGGGAACCCCAAGCUCAACCUCGCUUUCGUGGCCAACCUAUUCAACACGCACCCCGCCCUCGACCCCAUCACCGAAGAGGAGAAGCUCGAGGUAGAGGACUUUGAUGCCGAAGGAGAGCGGGAAGCCCGUGUCUUUACCCUCUGGCUUAACAGCUUGGACGUACAGCCAGCCGUCCAAUCAUUCUUCGACGACCUCAGGGAUGGCACGGUCCUUCUUCAGGCCUAUGACAAGGUGAUCAAGGGUUCUGUUAACUGGCGGCACGUCAAUAAGCCACCGGCCCACGGCGGCGAGAUGCUACGGUUCAAAGCAGUCGAAAACACCAAUUACGCCAUCGAGCUUGGCAAACAGAACGGUUUCUCGCUGGUCGGCAUCCAAGGCGCCGAUAUCACGGACGGACAACGCACCUUGACGCUGGGUUUGGUCUGGCAGCUAAUGCGCAAAGACAUCACGCUGACCCUCCGAGGCCUGGCACAGCGCCUCGGCAAGCGGGAGAUCACGGACGCGGAAAUGGUCCGGUGGGCCAACGACAUGAGCCGCAAGGGCGGCCGCAACUCCAGCAUCCGCUCGUUCAAGGACCCGGCGAUCGGCACCGGUGUCUUCCUUCUGGACGUGCUCAACGGCAUGAAGAGUAGUUAUGUCGACUAUGAUCUAGUCACCCCCGGCCGUACCGAUGAAGAGGCCUACCUAAAUGCCAAGCUCGCCAUCAGCAUUGCCAGAAAGAUGGGGGCCACCAUCUGGCUGGUACCGGAGGAUAUCUCCCAGGUCCGCAGUCGCCUGGUGACGACCUUUAUUGGAUCGUUGAUGGCUACAUACGAGAAGAUGCAGUAG
Chaetomium strumarium is the source of this 2147-nucleotide messenger RNA. RefSeq names its product calponin domain-containing protein. Bases 198 to 2147 code for a protein of 649 amino acids. The record is from RefSeq and is a predicted model, not a curated record. Gene Ontology annotation, molecular function: actin filament binding. The transcript is spliced from 4 exons. Gene Ontology annotation, cellular component: actin filament; cytoplasm; actin filament bundle. Gene Ontology annotation, biological process: actin filament bundle assembly; actin filament network formation. NCBI's taxonomy places the organism in Eukaryota, Fungi, Ascomycota, Sordariomycetes, Sordariales, Chaetomiaceae.